AAGGAAAUCCCACGGAAGACAUUUAUCGCGGAGGGUGUUCAUCUAAACUAGUUCCGGGUAUCAACAGCCUGGUGGCUAAAGUUAGCUGAAACGCAAUCCUCCACUCCUCAUUCUUCUACAGAGUGGGUAAACUAAAAUCCCGGAGCAGGAUGGACGGUGAAGAGAGAACCUACGGCGGCUGUGAAGGGCCAGAUGCCAUGUAUGUGAAGCUGAUCUCUUCAGAUGGCCAUGAAUUUAUAGUGAAAAGAGAACACGCCUUGACAUCUGGGACUAUCAAAGCCAUGUUAAGCGGACCAGGUCAGUUUGCUGAAAAUGAAACCAACGAAGUGAACUUCAGGGAGAUCCCGUCUCACGUCCUGUCCAAGGUCUGCAUGUACUUCACCUACAAGGUCCGUUACACCAACAGCUCCACGGAAAUACCUGAAUUCCCCAUCGCUCCGGAGAUCGCACUGGAACUGCUUAUGGCUGCAAACUUUUUGGAUUGCUAAAGUUACACAAGUAAUGUAGCAGCUUAAAACAGUUUUAGAUUUUUUUGAAUAUUUAAAUUGUUUUCGCCAUUUACUUAUAUGAAACAUGAAUAAGUAUGUCACCAUGUUGGUUAUUUUUUUUUUUUUUCACCUGGCUUCCUGUCAUAAUUUUAUUAGUAUUAAAGGAUUUCAUUUUAAUGUAAUAAAUGGAAAUGGCAGGGUGCAUCACUUGCCCCCAAAUGUGAUAAAUGUGUCCCCACUCCAUAAAUGUUUCCUCACCUCUCCAGAUUAAUAAAGACCUGUUUGGUGAGCACACUUUAUUUCCAGUGGCUACCUCACUUUGCAUGUACAGCUGACUUUCAAUACCACUUUCACAAAGACCUGCAUCCAACUUUAACUGUAUUUUGCUUGAGCUCGAGUUAAAACAAAACUAAAAUAUUUAAAAGAUCAGUUUUCAAAGAUUGUAUACACUAAAAUGCAUAUUAUAUAUAAUUAUAGACAUAACAGGAAGGAGCUCUGGCUUGAAACAUGAUGUUUGGAAGAUAUAAGAUGUGUCAAAUGCUCUUUUAGGGCAAAAGUGUAACGGCAUGGAAACUGUGUGUGUGUGACACUUCUGACUUUAGGCUUUUAUUUAGCUCUUAGUAGCCUUCGUGUAUGUCUUUGUUUAUAGAUAGUUCUGGAAAUAAAUGCAGUUGAAAAUGUCA
This is a messenger RNA of Cottoperca gobio, 1171 nucleotides long. It is a transcript of the gene eloca, whose product is annotated as elongin C paralog a. The coding region runs from base 150 to 488 and encodes 112 amino acids. The record is from RefSeq and is a predicted model, not a curated record. Lineage: Eukaryota; Metazoa; Chordata; Actinopteri; Perciformes; Bovichtidae. Gene Ontology annotation, biological process: ubiquitin-dependent protein catabolic process. The transcript has 4 exons.